AUGGCCGCGACGAUCGAGCUGAAGGACGAGGCCGAAGGGAAGGGCGUGGCGACCUCCGAUUUCUACUUCGCCCGGAUCGGCGACCCGAUACCGGUCGACUUCGCAAGGGACGGCGGCGCCAGGCCGUACGGCCCUGGCCGACUCCCGUCCCGGCCGCUCGCCGUCUCCGAGCGGUUCAAGCGCGUCUUCGUGGCCCACUCCCGUGGGUUUUGCGUCGUGAGGACCGGAGAUGUGAUGGAGUCGGCGAAGGGGAUUAACCGGGGGUGGAGAAGUCGUUCCGUGCGGCGACUGAGCGACGCGGACGUACCCAUGAGGGCGGUUGGCUUGCUCUCGCUUUCUCCUGAUUCUUUGACGCUUGCGGCUUCUGGUGGGGGGACUGUUUACUUCUUCUGGGUUCCUUCGCUUCUCAAUAAGCAGCAAGAACCUUUUUUUUCCUGCUCAUUAGAUGAAGGAAGUUCUGUAAAGGACAUGAAGUGGCUAAAGAAGAGACAAAAUUCAUACAUUCUUAUGACAAGUCGCGGGAACCUGUAUCUUGGGAGCAUUGAUGGACGUUUAGAGUGUUUAAUGGAUAAUGUUGAUGCCGUUGACUGCAGUGCAAAAGAAGAUUAUAUUGCUGUGGCAAGGAAUGACAGCCUAAGUAUUCUUUCAUCCAAAUUAAAUGAGAAGUUCCACAUGGCAUUGUCACUCCAACCAUGGACAGGAGAGUCUGACGAAAUUAGUGUGAAAGUGGAUUCUCUCAAGUGGGUUCGUCCCGAUUGCAUCGUUCUAGGGUGCUUUCAACUUACCUCAAACGGCAUGGAGGAAGGUUAUCUUUUGCAAGUAAUCAGGACUAGAGACGGCAACUUUUUUAAUGCUUCUUCUGAGGCGAUACUGCAGUCCUUUUGUGAUGUUUUCCCUGGAAUUGUGGAUGACAUUAUUCCCGCAGGACGUGGGCCGCAUCUGUUCUUUAACUAUUUGGAACAACGCAAGCUUGCAAUUGCAGCUAACCGAAAAAAUGUGGACCAGCACAUUAUCCUGUUCAGUUGGUCACUUGGUGAGAAUAUGAAUGAAGCAGUAGUUGUUGAUAUUGAUCGAGAUAACUGGCGUCCAAGAAUUGAGCUUCAAGAAAAUGGUGACGACAAUUCAAUCCUGGGGCUUUGCAUUGACAAAGUGUCCAUGGAUGAGACGGUCAGAAUUCAACUUGGAGUUGAUGACCAAAGGGACCUUUCGCCAUUUUGCGUCCUUUUUUGUCUUUCUCUUGAAGGAAACCUCAUUAUGUUCAAUGUUGCCUGGUAUUCUCCUUUGCCCUCUCCUAGUUGCUUUGUUGAUUGUGUUUUACCUUAUUAAAUCUGUUGUCAGCAUGGUAGGCCUCUUCAGCUCACUUCUGCUACAGUGCCUGAGGCGUUAUUUCUUUGUAGUGUUGCAGAACAAA
Messenger RNA from Syzygium oleosum, 1411 nucleotides. Its product is annotated as nuclear pore complex protein NUP214-like. Gene Ontology annotation, biological process: RNA export from nucleus. Gene Ontology annotation, molecular function: structural constituent of nuclear pore; protein binding. The transcript is spliced from 8 exons. The record is from RefSeq and is a predicted model, not a curated record. The coding region runs from base 1 to 1326 and encodes 441 amino acids. NCBI's taxonomy places the organism in Eukaryota, Viridiplantae, Streptophyta, Magnoliopsida, Myrtales, Myrtaceae.